AUGCUUGACACCGGGAACUUUGUUCUGGCAAGCCAAGAUUCAGCCAAUUUGUGGGAGAGUUUUGAUAAUGCAACAGACACAAUUCUUCCCACACAGAUAAUGAAUCAAGACAAGAAACUCUACGCUUCUAUCUCGGAAACAAAUUUUUCAAUUGGAAGAUUUAUGUUCCACCUACAAAAUGAUGGAAAUCUCCUAUUACUCACCACAAAAUUCCCACUUGAUACACCAAAUUUUCCUUAUUGGUCUACUCAAGAUUCUACUAUAGGUAAUGGCUUCCAGUUGAUUUUCAAUCAGUCUGGGUAUAUAUACGUUAUAGCAAGGAAUGGAAGCAUACUCAAUAUGGUAUCAUCAAGUGCAGCAUCGACACAAGACUUUUACCAGAGAGCAAUUGUUGAUAGUGAUGGAGUUUUCAGGCGAUAUAUCUACCCGAAGAGCCUUGCUGCAAGUGGUGGGAGGUGGCCUAUUCGUUGGUCCACAAUUUUCUUUAUUCCAUCAAAUAUAUGUCUGAGGAUUAGAGGAGAUACUGGUAGUGGAGCUUGUGGGUUAAAUAGUUAUUGUUGUUUGGGAGAGGAUUCACAAAAGAUUUGCCAAUUGGCCAAGCUGUUGAAGGUUGACCAGACUCACACCACAACUAAAAUAAGAGGAACCAAGGGGUAUGUUGCCCCAGAAUGGUUCAAAAACCUGCCCAUCACAUCUAAAGUUGAUGUAUAUAGCUUUGGAAUUCUACUGCUCGAGCUUGUCUGCUACAGAAGGAACUUUGACACCAAUGCUGAGGAAGAAUGUCAAAAAGUACUUGCAGAUUGGUCAUAUGACUGCUUUAAAGAAGGGAAAUUAGACUUGUUAGUGGAGAAUGAUGAAGAGACAAUGGAAGACAUGAAGAGGGUAGAAAAGUUUGUGAUGAUCGCAAUCUGGUGCAUACAGGAGGAUCCAUCACUGAGGCUUUCCAUGAAGAAAGUUUCUCAGAUGAUGGAAGGAACAGUUGAAGUCUCUAUUUCGCCAGAUCCAUCCUCAAUUUUCAGUUCUAUAUAA
Molecule: messenger RNA, 1029 nt
Organism: Pistacia vera
Lineage: Eukaryota; Viridiplantae; Streptophyta; Magnoliopsida; Sapindales; Anacardiaceae
Product: G-type lectin S-receptor-like serine/threonine-protein kinase LECRK2
Exons: 2
Coding region: 1-1029 (342 amino acids)
Biological process (GO): protein phosphorylation
Molecular function (GO): ATP binding; protein kinase activity
Source: RefSeq, a predicted model, not a curated record